CUGGGCGCAGGGAGGCGGGCCGGGCCGCGGCGGCGACGGCGGGCUCAGUCUUGGGUCUCUGCCGAGGCUCGGAGCACGGCGCGAAGGAGCGGCGGUAGGCGCGGCCUGGCCUCGCUCGCACGGCCGUCGCGGCUCGACCGGGAAAAAGAGGCGCAGGCGGCCUGCGCGCGGCAGCUCACGCUACCAGAGUACCGAUCUGCCUUCAUCUCCACUGAAGAAUCAUGAAGCCACACUCCGUCCCUGUGCUUACGCUAGCCUUCCUGACACUCCUCAUGUGGCUCCCGGUGUCACUGAGCUGCAACAAAGCCCUGUGUGCUAGUGACGUGAGCAAAUGCCUCAUUCAGGAGCUCUGCCAGUGCCGGCCUGGCGAGGGGAACUGCUCGUGCUGUAAGGAGUGCAUGCUGUGCCUCGGGGCCCUCUGGGACGAGUGCUGCGACUGUGUGGGCAUGUGCAACCCUCGCAACUACAGCGACACGCCCCCCACCUCCAAGAGCACCGUGGAGGACCUGCACGAGCCCAUCCCCUCGCUCUUCCGCGCGCUCACCGAGGGUGACACCCAGCUGCACUGGAACGUCGUCUCCUUCCCCGUGGCCGAGGAGCUCUCUCACCACGAGAACCUGGUCUCCUUCCUGGAGACCGUGAAUCCGCCGCACCAGCAGAACGUGUCCCUGCCCAGCAAUAACGUCCAUGCACCUUACUCCGGUGACAAAGAGCACAUGUGCACAGUGGUGUACUUUGACGACUGCAUGUCCAUACAUCAGUGUAAGAUCUCCUGUGAGUCCAUGGGGGCGUCCAAGUACCGCUGGUUCCACAACGCCUGCUGCGAGUGCAUCGGUCCAGAGUGCAUCGACUACGGCAGCAAAACCGUCAAGUGCAUGAACUGCAUGUUUUAAGGAGGCGCAGGAGGGGGAGACCCAAGCACUCGAGUCGGAAGGAAAGGCGCGCUGGGGCUCAGCGAGUCCAUGGCUGGAUCCGGGGCGGGCUGGGAAGGAGGCGCGUGCGCGCAGGGUGGGUGCCGGACGCCCCCGCGCUCCUCCUCUCCGCCGGCCCUGGCCUCUCCUUCCCAUGGUGCACAGCACUGGUGGUCGGAGGAGCAGGCACCGGAGUCCUUGGGAGACCUGGGUCCUCAGCCUGCGCGGCUUCCUCCUAGUGCUCACAGGACCCGCUGCCCGGAGCCGGGCUCCCGUGGCACCUGGACCCAGCGCCAUCCUGCGGCGCGCCCCUCUUCACCGUGCCUUGAGUCUGCUUCAGGAGCAGAGGGGUGUUCAGAUCGCCCCGGAAACGCGGAGAUCCCGGGCUUCCGCCGGCCGCAGAGAGCAAGCGCCCGCUGCAUUGUCCGCACGGGACGAUGCGCUGAGCAAGGCUCUCGUUCGCCCGCGCCCGGGGCGCACCCUGAGGCUGCACCCAGCACGCUCUGCAGGCAAGUGUGGUGUCUCGGGCGCCAGCCAGCGUGCAGGGAAGUGGCCUGUCCCUGGGGCAGGUGGGUAGCCGAGAGCCAGGCCACACUGGAGGUGACAGCCUCAGCCCAGGCGGGAGCAUCCACGAGGUGGACAGGAGGGCUCUCGGUGCUGGGAAUGCGAGAAGCACUAAACCUGGCGGCCGGUGCCCCUGUCCUUCACAGUCCCUUUCUGUCUGGCUCUCUUGUUCUCAUCCCGUGAGCGUCAGAUUGUGGGAGGUUAAAAUUCUGGAAUGUUUUAAGAUCUCUUCAAGACUCCGUUCACUCCAGAUGCACUACAGGAUCGUUUCCAGUGCAGCUUUUGUCUGUUUCAGUAGAGAGAAGCCUGCAUACGCUGCCCUUCAGGCAUGAAUCUGAAACCAGCCUUAUCACACAAACUCCUGGUUUUACAGAACUUCUCAUUUCUCUAGUAAAUAUUUGAAUCACAAGUAACUGUAGGAAUACCUCUGUAUGUCUUCCUAUGUUAACGUACACACAGAAAACGCUGUUGGAUAGUUUGUAUUAGUCAUUAUCUGAACAGUAGUUACGGGCUUAUUUGUGACAUUGUGAUUACAAUAAAGUUCACAGCUGGA
Messenger RNA from Sciurus carolinensis (gray squirrel), 2028 nucleotides. It is a transcript of the gene Twsg1, whose product is annotated as twisted gastrulation BMP signaling modulator 1. The record is from RefSeq and is a predicted model, not a curated record. Bases 222 to 893 code for a protein of 223 amino acids. Gene Ontology annotation, biological process: regulation of BMP signaling pathway. NCBI's taxonomy places the organism in Eukaryota, Metazoa, Chordata, Mammalia, Rodentia, Sciuridae. The transcript has 5 exons.